AUGUCCCUCGUUUCCCUCCUCCCCACUGCUUGCCCCCGCUGCAUUCUCAGGCUUCAAAACAUCCGCACACCCCCCUCCUACACCCGCCCCAUCCGUCCCACUCCCCCGUGCUCCCUCUGCCUGGGCAUCUUGCAAGAUCCGGCUCUCACCGCGCUUAUCACUGCCCUCCGCCCGCAUCUCUCUGCCCUCCGCCACGACCGUCGCUUCAAAAUCAAUGCCUCGCUGCCCAUAUCCGCUUCCCUCCUGCGCGACCGCGCCGCCCGCCACGUCCUCCAUCACGCCAACCUACACCCGGCCUCCCCGACGGACCCCCACAACGUCUCCCUCCGCGAGGCCGUCAAGUGGGCCGUCUGCGCCCGCGUCCACGACGCCUUCGGCAUGCGCUACCACCCAGACGCCCAGCUCUUCGUUGACCUCUCCUUCUCGCAUACGCCCUCCAACUCUGAUGCCGCCUUCGUCCACACUGACCCCGCCAAUCCCCACAAGCGCCGCAGACUCCAGAACGACGUUUCCGCCACGGCCGUCGUGCGUGCCGCCGCGGCCAUGACCGACCAGCAGUUUGUCGAAACCAUGGGUCCGCGCUUCUUCCCGCCCCCGCCGAUUGAGCAGCCCGCGGAGGUCGCCGUGUCGGUAUACGUCGCGCCCGUCUUGUUUGCGGGGAGGUACAAUAAGCUCUCGCGCGUCGUGUCGCAGACCCCAUGGUUUGUCGAUGCGCCGCCCGCCGCAUCUGGCCUUGCCGCCAUCGCGCGGGCGAACGAGGGGAAGGUCACGGACCAGUACGGGCGCCGCAAGCGCACAGAACUCAGCGUGGAAGACGCGGCGACGGCAGGGAUUCGCGAAGUGCUUAACCCGGACAAGGCUACGUUCACAGCGGGCGGUCGCGAGGAUGUCGACGUACGCAUGCUAGGGAAGGGAAGGCCGUUUGUGGUUGAGGUAAUUAAUCCAAAGAUCGUGCCGGCGCUCAUUGAGGAAGAGAUGGUGGAAAGGAUGCGGGCGUUAGCGGCGUCAGUGAGCUCGUCGGUUGUUAUUCGCGAUUUUCGGAUGGUGUCGAAGGAGUACUUCGCGCAGAUGCGCUCGUUUGAGAUGGAGAAGAAAAAGUGUUAUAGGUGCGUUGUGUGGACGAGACGGGAAGUUGGCAGCGAGGAGUUGAAGGAUAAGCUGGAGGUCCAGGGGGGGUUUAUGCUCAGACAGAAGACGCCGUUGCGCGUGCUGCAUCGCAGGACGCAGGCGGUGAGGGAGAGGUGCAUCUUUGAGGCGCGCUUGACUCGGGUCGUGUCGCCCAAUUUUUUUGUCAUGGACGUGGUGGCAGCGGCAGGGACUUACAUAAAGGAAUUUGUACACGGCGAUCACGGAAGGACGUUGCCCAACGUGGCGCAGCUGCUCGACUGCGAUGCCGAUAUUGUGCAGCUUGACGUGACAGAUAUUUACACGGACAGCGAAAAGAGGUGACGUUUGGAAGACGGUAGAGCAAGCAAGAUUUAUUCGCGUGAGUGCAGACUAUAUGUGCAUGGCAACAUAUGCUGCAACAUAUAGUGGCAUAUCUUUUUGUAACAUUUGGACAAGAUGGUCGGCGUUCAUGAAUCCCUUCCCAAGCCAUUGGAGCGAGGAUAUCCAUUCUCAUUCUCCGCCUGCUUUGCUGAACCGCACGUGUCGUGACAGUCACAGCCACAAAACUCCUUCGCUCGACGUGGUCGAUAAGUUGCCGUGGCUGUAGCUGUCUCCUUUACGGUAACGGCGUCGAGCAAAGGGAGCUUGGGAAAGAGCCGUUCGUACAACCACCGAGCGAUAAACUCAGCCGUGGGGCUAUCGGUGUCGAGGGAAUCGUUGAGAUGUUGAUGAUCCAAAUGUUUUUGCAAGACAGGCUUCACGGCCGCAGAUAUGUGCGUGAAAUCACAGAGCAUAUUGGUCCCUGGGCCGCGCUUUUGGAGCGAAGACCCGGAAAGCUCAAGGGAAACCGAGUAGCUGUGUCCGUGCAAGCGUGCACAUUUGCCGUCAUGGUGGGCAAGCGUGUGUGAGGCUUCAAAGGUAAAGGUUUUUUCGAGUAUGUACAUAGUGCAUGUGUUGAAGCGGCAGCGAUGAGGUUGAGUUAGUCGCGGCAGUUGCAGGUGAGACAAAAGGGGAAGAGAGCGUUCGUGUCUUUGACUGUCCGACACCUAGGCAAGCGCCGGCGCGACAACCGCGCAGCGCCCCCGAGCUCGUUGCAUGCGGCGACCUCAGAUGUUGAGAGGAAAGCCAACGAAGAAAGGCACUGUUCUCAUUUGCGGAAGCUAAUAAUUAACGGAAAAGUAGAUUUUCAGAAAUAUCGACUCACCACCAGUUAACUCCGAAACGGUUCUCAUCUCCGCCGCCACAGCAAGCGACUCAUAUGAUCGAGCUCGCGAGCUGCCCUGUGUGCCCCUCUUUAGGGUGUGCCUUUGCAUAGCAUUUCGUCACAUGGUGGUGCCUCAGUCUCAGCCAUUCAUGUUUUCCAGCGCCAGUAAUAAACUGCGCCAUUGGCGCAUCU
Molecule: messenger RNA, 2503 nt
Organism: Chondrus crispus (carragheen)
Lineage: Eukaryota; Rhodophyta; Florideophyceae; Gigartinales; Gigartinaceae
Exons: 2
Coding region: 1-1449 (482 amino acids)
Biological process (GO): tRNA pseudouridine synthesis
Molecular function (GO): pseudouridine synthase activity; RNA binding
Source: RefSeq, a predicted model, not a curated record